Messenger RNA from Macadamia integrifolia, 1672 nucleotides. Its product is annotated as transcription factor MYB46-like. The transcript has 2 exons. Bases 144 to 1133 code for a protein of 329 amino acids. The record is from RefSeq and is a predicted model, not a curated record. NCBI's taxonomy places the organism in Eukaryota, Viridiplantae, Streptophyta, Magnoliopsida, Proteales, Proteaceae.
CUUUAUCUGAGGAGAGCUGUCUAUACUUAUCUCCAUCUCUCUCUUCACCUAUAAAGUGUUCUGUUCCCUACAUCAAACCAGUUGGGAGAACAAAGAUUCCACCAGGCUUUUCCAAUUCCAGGGGAUCAGAUCAAAAGUUUGUAAUGAGGAAGCCUGAUCCCCCAGGGAAGAACAACACCAACAACACCACUAACAAGCUCAGGAAGGGCUUGUGGUCACCUGAAGAAGAUGACAAGCUCAUGAAUUAUAUGAUGAGAAAUGGGCAAGGUUGUUGGAGUGAUGUUGCCCGGAAUGCCGGCCUGCAGAGGUGUGGGAAGAGCUGUCGUCUUCGUUGGAUUAACUACUUGAGGCCUGAUCUCAAGCGUGGUGCCUUCACACCCCAAGAAGAAGAACUCAUUAUCCAUUUGCAUUCCAUCCUUGGCAACAGAUGGUCUCAAAUUGCUACACGGCUACCAGGAAGAACAGACAAUGAAAUAAAGAAUUUUUGGAAUUCCACAAUAAAGAGAAGGUUGAAGAACUCAUCUUCUACCCUCUCUCCAAACAACAGUGAUUCAUCAGAGCCUAGAGAUGUCAUGGGGGGUCUCAUGUCCUUGAGUGAACAUGACAUCAUGGCUAUGUGCAUGGACUCAUCUUCUUCUUCAUCAUCCUCAUCCAUGCAAGCUAUGGCAAUGAACAACCAGUUCCAACCAUUGCCUCCAUUAAUGGACAAGUACUGCUAUGGUCUGUCAGGUGCUCCUGGUUACUUCAAUGCUUCUACAAGCUUAUCACAUGUUGGUACAGGAGAUGGGUAUUAUGGAGGUCAUGGGUUCAUAGGAGGUGUUAAUAUUGGGAUAGAAGGGGAAAGGGACUUAUUUUUUCCUCCAUUGGAGAGUAUUAGUAUUGAAGAGAAUAAUACUACAACUGCUGAUGACACCUUUGGUAAGAUCAACAAUAACAUCAGUAAUGUCCACAUCAAUGACAUUAACAAUAUCAUCAAAGGCAGCAACAACAACAACAACAUUAACAAAGUAGAAACUUUGGUUGAGAGUGGGAAUUAUUGGGGAAGAGAAAACUUAAGAAUGGGGGAAUGGAACUUGGAGGAACUGAUGGAAGAUGUCACUUCUUUUCCUUGUCUUGAUUUCCAAGUAGAAUAAUUGGUUACCCUCUUUUGCCUUUCUUUCCAUCUUCUUCCAGCAUUGAAAAGACUUGUUUAGCCCUUUUUUGCUUUCCAUAAAACAUCCCAAUACCCAUGUCACAUAUGUUAAGAGGAAAUAUCUUUUUCAAAAUUAUCAAAACUACCCUUCUGGCCAUGAGACCAGUACUUCAUAAUACUUGGAUGAUGUGGGUAUGGUAUGGAAUAAAUAGUCACUCUUACCAUCUUUUUUGUUGACCUCCCAAAUUCUUGUAAGUACAUGUACCUUGGUUCAUUUUCCUCCUUUUUUUUUUUUUUUUUGAUGUGAGGGCAUUUUGAUCAUUUCUUGAGCAUAAGAGGGUUGGUAUGAUGAUCAUACUUGUGAAGAGAAAUGUGAAUAGUUACUUUCAAUGUAGCAAUGAAGGCCAUUAAGAAUGGUGAACUGUAACUAUUAUGAGAUGUACAAAAGGAACAAUGUGGAGGUGGAAGUUGUUAUUAGUGGAGUGUAAGUAGGAUGUAUCACACGUUAAUGAAGAUAUUGAAACCCUCAUAUUCUCUCUC